GAACCAUAACAAUUAAACGUGAUGAUAAAAGAGUUUCUUUUUCCUUCCCCCAGCCUUUAGUUGACCUAACUUACGUUGAUUAAACUGAAAGCGUAAAAGUCUUUAUGGCCAACCAUCCCCUCCUAAUUAAUGCUGGGUUUACACUGCCCGCAAGGCCAGGUAAUGAGAUUUCAGAGUUAGAGAAACGGGGACGUGGCCGCUACCGGUCUACACGAGCUACUUACCACAACAAAGGCGUGAAACUUUGCUUGUUCAUAUGGUAUAGACUCCUUCACUCGUAGCUACCGUGUUUGAACUUUGAAAUCUUAACCCUUCAGCCCGCACAACCAACCAGAAGUCAGAAACUUCCUCCCUUCCCCUCGUUAUCCACUUGAUGAAGAGUCAAGUAGUUGUUUUAAUAGCAGCAGUCAAAAUAGUCUCCACAAGACGCCACACCAAAAUAUAUAGUCAUCCCUGAUCUCUCCAAUCCUUCCAAUCUCCAAACUACUCAAAAGAUGAUGGAAAAACCAGUCGAGCAGCUGAAGAAAGAAAGCCAAACCAAGUUUGCCAAGAACGAAUCUGCAGAGACUCCUACACUCGUGUUAGUCCAGCAGAAAGAAUACCAAUCCGAGGUAAAUGGCAAAAACGAACCACAGGCCACCGCGAGGCCCCUGGAAAACCAAGCUAAGAUUUCUAAAUCGGCAGAACAACCAGCUGAUGCGGCCGCCGAUCCACUUCUUUGGGACUGUGGAAGCUCCCUGUACGACUCUUUCGAGCUCAAGUCGUUUGAACGCCAACUUGACUCGGCCAUCCAUUCAAGAACUCUGUCAAUGCCCCACUUAUCUGAUCGUCGUGUGAUUGAUGGUGGUAAUCACCACCAGCCGCCAUCUCAGCCGCCUCAGCCCAUGUCUAAGAAGUCCUCCAAAAUUUCGCGUUCGUUUCACAAGUUUCUUCGAUCUGUAUUCAAGCCCAAGGCACAAAAUGGUAACAAGAAUCCUUUCUUUCCCGCUAAUGAGCAGCAGGCCACGCGGGAUGGAUUUUACGUGGUCUACGACAUUGACAAG
This is a messenger RNA of Coffea arabica (coffee), 1043 nucleotides long. The record is from RefSeq and is a predicted model, not a curated record. NCBI's taxonomy places the organism in Eukaryota, Viridiplantae, Streptophyta, Magnoliopsida, Gentianales, Rubiaceae.